AUGUGCCUACUUUACGUGCGACAGCGUUCUUCAGUUCCUUCUUAUAAAGAGAAUCUGUUAAUACGACGGUUUUUCCUUUUCGUCUUGUUGUCCACCGAGUAUUUUGACAGGUCGGGGAUCCUGGUGGCGGUGCUGCUGGUGUGGGAGCUGCCGACGGAGGAGGUGUGCGCGCGCCAGCUGUGGCACUACCUGCUGGGCUACGUGGCGCUGCUGGCCGGCUGCCUGCUGCUCGAGGCGCUCAUCUCGGCCGUCGCCAUGCGCGGCUCCAUCCUCGACACCGAGGCGCGCGCCUCCAUGCAGUACCUGCUCUACGUCAGGCUUGGAAUCAUGUGCCUGGAGCUGAUCUGGCUGGUGGCCGGGGUCGUUUGGCUGGCCUACCACUACCGGCAGUGCCCCGCCCACUCUGCCAAGGAGGUCGCCCUAGGUCUGGUGAUCUGCAACUGGUGCGUCGUCCUCAGCAUCCUGAUGACCGUGUGGUGCACGUUCGAUGCGGCGGGCCGCUCCUGGGUCAAGAUGAAGGAGUACCAGCGCAGUACCAGGGACGCAGACUCCAGGAGGCCCUACCGCCGCUCCACCAGCACCAGCCGCAACUGGAGGCAGAGGAAGGUGAUCCGGGCGUACCAAGACAGCUGGAAUCACCGGUGUAGACUGCUCUUCUGCUGCAUGGGGAACAGCGACAGGAACCGGAACUCGUUCGCGGACAUCGCGCGUCUGCUGUCCGAGUUCUUCCGCGACCUGGACGUCGUGCCUUCCGACGUGGUGGCCGGCCUGGUGCUGCUCAGGAAGUUCCAGAAGAUCGAGCGCGAAGCCGUCGUCAAGGAGCGCAGGAACGACACGUACGAGUUCCUGUCCGGGGUGCCGGUGACGCCGGCCACGCAGUUCGUCGCGCUGACCGAGGCGGCCGACCUGGGCCGCUUCCAGGACGCCGUCCACUACAUGCACUUCGCGCUCGCAGCCUACGGUUGGCCCAUGUUCCUCGUCACCUACAGCGCCACCGGCGUCUGCCAGCUCUGCGCCUCCAUCAGGUGUUCUUGCCUGUGGUGCUCGCCGCCCAAGGACCCGGCGGUCAUCGUCGAGGACAACUGCUGCCGCUGCAACUACGCGGCGCUGCGGCGCAUGGUGGACGUGGGCGACGUCGCCGUCGUGUACGCCACCUACCACGUCGACGUCGGCGAGACGCCCUUCUUCGUCGCCGUCGACUACACCAAGCGCAAGGUCGUCAUCAGCAUACGAGGCACCCUGUCGCUCCAGGACGUGAUCACGGACCUGAACGCUGAGGGUGAGCCGCUGCCGCUGGACCCGGUUCGCGAAGACUGGCUGGGUCACAAGGGCAUGGUGCAGGCUGCCGAGUACAUCCGGCAGAAGCUGCGCGAGGAGUGCAUCCUGGAGGCUGCGUUCGGGCACGACCCGGAGCGCGGGUCUGCCGGCUUCGAGCUGGUGCUGGUGGGCCACAGCCUCGGCGCCGGCACCGCCGCCAUCCUGGCCAUCCUGCUGCGCCAGCACCACCCCACGCUCACCUGCUUCGCCUACUCGCCGCCCGGCGGCACGCUCAGCAUGCCCGCCGCGGAGCACAGCAAGCAGUUCAUCACGUCCGUGGUGGUGGGCAAGGACGUGGUGCCGCGCAUCGGUCUGCACCAGCUGGAGUCGCUGCGCGCCGACCUCAUCAACACCAUCAAGCGCAGCAAGGACCCCAAGUGGAAGACCAUCUUCUGCAGCGCGGUGUGCUGCGGCUGCGCGCCGAUGCCGACCUCGGCGGCGGAGCUGCAGGGGGACUCCAGUCUGUGCGAGUACCGGCGCGAGCGGCAGGCGGCGCGGGCGGCGGGGGCGGCCGCCGUCCACCCCUCCGACCCCAGCAUCGCGCUCACCGUGCACCAGCCGCUCUACCCGCCGGGCCGCAUCAUACACGUGGUGCGGCACCACCCCUCCAAGGGAGAGCAGAAAUAUGAGAAGCGAUGGAGGCAGGUGCUGAACAAGCACGAGCCUGUCUACCAGGCCGUGUGGGCGAACACGACUGACUUUGAUGAGGUCCUCAUCUCACCAGUCAUGAUACAGGACCACAUGCCUGAUAACGUGCUUGAUGCUCUCAAUAAGGUUAUAACGACGGUGGGGCCGGCCAAGCCGCGGCGGGCGUCGGCGUGCGCGUCGUCGACGCCGGCCGAGCAUCUGCAGCCGCUGCUGGCCGCCGCCCCCGCCGCCUCCGCCCCCGCCGCCGCCCCCGCCCCCGCGACCUCGCCCGGCUCGCCCAAGGCGUCGACGCCGCCGCACCGGCUGUGCCUCGAGACGAGCUUCACGUCGCUGCAGAGCCCCGGCUCGGAGCCGCAGCAUAUCAUAUCUUCCAUCUCAUCUUCAUCUACAUCCUCCUUCCUUUCUAUAAUUUCGUCAUCAGUGACGAUCCCGGCGCAGGACGGCCUGCACGACGAGUGGUUCGGGCUGGCGCCGCUGGCCACCCCCGAGUCGCUGUCCGAGGUGUCGAGCAUCAGCUCGCGCGCCAGCUGGCUGCUCGCCGACGGGCCCGCGCCGCCCCCGGCGGCCACCCGGCCGGCCACCUCGUCGGGCGACGACCUGAGCUUCGCGUCGGCGCGCCAGACGACGGCGACGGCCACCUCGAGCGACGACUGGGAGCGCACCAGCGGCCGGCGCACCUCCAGCGAGGCCUUCCUCAGCGUGCGCGGCACGCCCUCCUCCUCCGACGACUCGGUGAGUACCCCGGCAGGCGGCGCAGAAGCUAGUAAAGAGACAGACAAUGUAGAAUUUAGUGAAGAUGAACAUUUUGUUGAAGAAGAUAAUGUCAGGUGUACAGAUGGCAGUGAUGUAGACCCAGACUUUGAAGGAGAAAAUGAGUAA
Messenger RNA from Schistocerca americana (American grasshopper), 2844 nucleotides. It is a transcript of the gene inaE, whose product is annotated as diacylglycerol lipase-alpha. The record is from RefSeq and is a predicted model, not a curated record. The transcript is spliced from 20 exons. Gene Ontology annotation, biological process: lipid metabolic process. NCBI's taxonomy places the organism in Eukaryota, Metazoa, Arthropoda, Insecta, Orthoptera, Acrididae. Bases 1 to 2844 code for a protein of 947 amino acids. Gene Ontology annotation, cellular component: postsynaptic membrane; dendrite membrane.